GGUAGAGCAGCGGUGUACUGUAUAGUUCAUUGUCCAAUGCUUCAUGAUGAGGAACCGCACUCGACCUUGCUUCCUCUCUCUCUACUCAGCUCAACCUACAAUAUAAAAAGAGCCAGUCAACCCCCCUCCUCUCAUUUUUUUCCCACCAGCAUCAGCUCUAAGCCAAAGUCCCCAUUCUCACCUCUCGCAACCUACCUCUUCUUCCUCUCCACCAACACCCCAAAAACCCUCGAGCAAAAUCACAAUGGUCCAACUCCUCCCCCUUGGCCUCCUCCUCCUCGGCGCCCUCGCCACCACCACCCAAGCAUGCACCUACUGCCAAUGCGAAUUCGCCAACAGCGAGCAUUGCUGCGUGUACUCGGACGCAAGCGCCGGAGAGCUGGACUGCGCGUCCAUCUGCGCCAACGCUCAUCGCGCGGAUGGGGUCAGCAACUCGGAUGGAACGGCCGGCACCGCCUGCAAUGCGGGGGGGAAGUAUGAGUGUAUCAGUGCGUUUACGGCGUUGGAUCGGACGCCUUGUUAUACGGAGUAGAUUUUGAGGGAGCCCGGG
Messenger RNA from Aspergillus aculeatinus CBS 121060, 550 nucleotides. RefSeq lists its product as uncharacterized. The record is from RefSeq and is a predicted model, not a curated record. NCBI's taxonomy places the organism in Eukaryota, Fungi, Ascomycota, Eurotiomycetes, Eurotiales, Aspergillaceae. Bases 245 to 532 code for a protein of 95 amino acids. The transcript is spliced from 2 exons.